UUGACCCUUUCACGUGGUUCCUGGCUUCAUCAAUAUUUUACAAAAAUGAGGCUAGAAAAGUGCUAUUUCUGCUCAUCAACAGUCUACCCUGGCCAUGGGGUAGAGUUUGUAAGAAAUGAUUGUAAGAUUUUCAGAUUUUGCCGGUCAAAAUGCCACAAAGCAUUCAAGAAGAAACGAAACCCAAGGAAGACCAAAUGGACCAAGGCUUUCAGGAAAGCUGCAGGAAAAGAUCUGGCUGUGGACCCCUCUUUUGAAUUUGAAAAACGGCGACAUGAACCUGUUAAAUAUCAGCGAGAGCUCUGGGCUAAGACAGUAAAAGCCAUGAAGAGAGUUGAAGAAAUAAAGAUCAAGCGACAGAAUCAGCACAUUGCCAACAGAUUAAAGAAAGGCAAAGAGUUACGGAAGGAAGCUGACAUCAAGGAGGUGCAGAAGAACAUCCAUCUUAUCAAGUCUCCAGCUGCACGUUCUGCGAAACUGGUGGAGAAAAUGGUGCAAGUUAUCCAAGAAGAAGACGAUGUCGACAUGGAGGACGUGCAUCUUGAGAUGUAAAUUGGGGGUGUUUUCAGUGACCAGGAUUCAUGUGCUCCCAGCUCCAAACAAAAUGAAACAAACAUUUUUAACCACCUUGUCCAACAUCUUUGGGCUGCAGUUCUCAAAUAAUUGUUAUGUAGAUACUUGAAUGUAAAUAUACACUUUUAAGCCACA
This is a messenger RNA of Lineus longissimus, 705 nucleotides long. Its product is annotated as probable ribosome biogenesis protein RLP24. Bases 46 to 549 code for a protein of 167 amino acids. Gene Ontology annotation, cellular component: nucleolus. The record is from RefSeq and is a predicted model, not a curated record. Gene Ontology annotation, biological process: ribosomal large subunit biogenesis. Lineage: Eukaryota; Metazoa; Nemertea; Pilidiophora; Heteronemertea; Lineidae. The transcript is spliced from 4 exons.